UUUUCAGAUAACUUAUUUUGAUAUGACCUCAUUCUAUCUUCUUUCAAAGAAUUUUGCACCUCCUCAAUCUGUUUGGCUUGGUUAAUAGUGUCUUCUAAUGUAUCCGUUGUAAUAAAUGCCAAUUUUUCCUUAAUUUCCAAUUUAAUUCCAUUUUUGAAAUAGUCUUUAGCCAGAUCAUCUCUCCAAUCUUUAAUUCUCUGAGUUCGCGCCUCUUCUGUCUCAAGAACAACUUUUUUAAAGGAAUUUUCUGGAAAAGCCUUGUUUAUUAGACCGCGAAUAACCUGCGCAAAUUCAAUUAUAGAUUCAUUAGAUUUUUGUUUUAUGUUCGUCAACAUCCUACGCGCUGAUUCCUUUGUAUUUAAUUUCUUCAAUUUUAUUGCUAAGGCGUCUGUCAGCCCUUUCCAAGUAUUUUUAGAGUCUGCGCCCAAAGAAUCAUAUAUCGCGCGAGCUUCCUCCAACAAAUAUAAAGGUAAAAUUUGGGUGCAACGCGUCCCACUCCACUGA
This is a messenger RNA of Meloidogyne enterolobii, 504 nucleotides long. NCBI's taxonomy places the organism in Eukaryota, Metazoa, Nematoda, Chromadorea, Rhabditida, Meloidogynidae. The record is from the annotation of a GenBank genome assembly.